This is a messenger RNA of Guillardia theta CCMP2712, 503 nucleotides long. RefSeq lists its product as hypothetical. The transcript has 2 exons. The record is from RefSeq and is a predicted model, not a curated record. NCBI's taxonomy places the organism in Eukaryota, Cryptophyceae, Pyrenomonadales, Geminigeraceae. The coding region runs from base 14 to 271 and encodes 85 amino acids.
CGCACAAUCGACGAUGGCAGGGCUCUCUGCCGCUCUGCGAAGGUUCAGCUCGAUCGCCUCAAGAGUGGAGAGCCUUGGAGUGGCCUCUAAGACUGAGCAGGCAGCUGCGAUGGCGAAGAAGUCAAGAAGAACAGUCCAGACAGAGAAAACAUCUCCAGGGACGUUGAGGGUGGGAUGCCCGGAGUGCGUGAAAGAGAAAGGCGAGCACGAUUGUGAGCAGAUCGUCACGUGGGACGAGCUCUUCAAGGUCGACCUCUUUUACCGCAAGUGAAGGCAGCCCAGCGAGUGUAAAUAGACUGUGAUAUAGGAGGUAUAGGGCGAUGCGUCAAGAAACGGAAUGAUCGAACACCAACGAGUGUUUGCUCCAUGCACCAUGUCAACACUUUUGCCGUCAGUAGCCCCAUGGAGGUAGAGACGUGACAUCAAUGUAGAGGAACCUCGACUCACGUCCAGACAGAAGGAAUUGCAGGAGCGUUGUCAACAGAAGUCUUUUAUUUGAUGGC